This is a messenger RNA of Epithele typhae, 5208 nucleotides long. RefSeq names its product phospholipase D. Bases 1 to 5208 code for a protein of 1735 amino acids. The transcript is spliced from 22 exons. Gene Ontology annotation, molecular function: D-type glycerophospholipase activity. The record is from RefSeq and is a predicted model, not a curated record. NCBI's taxonomy places the organism in Eukaryota, Fungi, Basidiomycota, Agaricomycetes, Polyporales, Epitheliaceae. Gene Ontology annotation, biological process: phosphatidic acid biosynthetic process; intracellular signal transduction; cell motility.
AUGGCCUCUCUUCCCAAAAAGCCCGAUGGCUUUUUUGACAUCGUUGGCCACGCAAUGGCCGACAUGCACCACGACCAUCGCUCUGCGGACAGCGACCAUCCUUCGACGCCUCCUCUUGCGAAACCACCUGUGGAAAACUAUCAAUACUUUAGUCACUCUCAUAAUCAAGAACACAAUGACGAGGCAAACGGACACUGGCGCGAGCAGGGACAAGAUGGUGUUCUGGAUGGGUCGACGGGUUUAAAGAAACGGCCUCCGAUCGGUAGAAGAGACGCCUCACCGCCCUCCCCCAAUUCCCGAAUAUCCUUCCCCAGCAACGUCGAAAGGCGACCACCUCGACGCAAUCUUUCUGCCUCCACAUACCGCUCGCCCAUACCUGGUACGCCUCAGCAAAGGACUGGCCCUCCGCGGUCGAUCUCCUACAGCUACUCGUUCUCCAGCGCACAUGGCCACUCGUUCUCCCCCGCACCCGGUCAAAGCAACUCCUCCGCGCCCUCACGGCAAACCAGCGAGUCGCACGUGGAUGAAGACCCAGACCGGGCAUUCGACUUCCCGCCCGUCACCUCCCCCUUCCGUGGUGCACUGGAAUACCAAGACCCAGAGCAGCGCGAGCGCGAGCGGUCGAUGGCCGAGCGCAAGCACAAGCGCAGAGACAGCUACUUCCACGACGCGCCAUGGAACCCCAUGAAAUGGAUAUCAGAAUCCCCUCGCGGCUCGCAAGAUGACCUUCACUCUGCCCACCCUACCCCGCGCACCGAUUCUGGGCACCCCGAGCCCGAAGACGAAGACCCUCCUCCAUCCGUCACGCGCCACUCCGCGGGCCCGUCGCGCCUCCGUCGCGGGCAAUCCCUCCCCCACAUGGGUCCCGGUUCGACCGCUGGGUCGCCGUCCACGCCCACGCUGAAGUGGGGCCGACUCAAGUCGCUCCUCCCGCACAUCACAGGACAGUCCAAGGCGCAGCCGCCGCACUCUGUCGUCACCUCACACAACGUGAACAUCACCGACGAGCUCAUCACAGGGGGGCUCGCGACGCUCAUGUUGCGCCUGUGGGUGGAGCGCGAUGAGAAGGGACACCGACGGGUGCCCGGGUUGUUUCACCGGCUGCGCAUCCGCGUCAGCGACAGUCUACAUCCGAUGCAGGGCAAGAAGGCGGUAUUCCGGAUCGAAUGCGAGUACGCGAACGGGGCCGUGCGGUGGGUCGUGUACAGGCAGCUGCGCGAGUUCAUCUCCCUCCACGGCCACUACACCAUCGCCAAUGCAUACAAUCGCAGCAUCGAGACGUUCCCUGACUUCCCCAUGCACACUCUCCCUUACUUCAAGUGGCUUAAGGAGCGCCAUGGCGAGCUUGGUCGGGCCGACUUUGCUCGUAUACAGCGCGAAACGAUCGAGAAUUAUCUUAUAAGUGUCAUUCGUGCCGUUAUGUUCCACCCAUCCGUAAACCGUUUGGCAGGGUUUCUGGAGUUUGGUGCGCUGACCGUCGCACUCGCGCAAUCUGGCGGCGCGCAGUACAAGGCUGGCUUCCUCUACCUGGACGGUGUGGCUCCCAAGCCGUCGUUCGGGCGUCGGUCCGCGGGCUGGCGCGAGAAGAAGAAACAACGUUGGUGCGCUGUCCGCGAGAGCUAUCUGGUCGCGAUGGAAGAGAUGGGAGAGCUCACUGUCUGGGACGUGUUCCUCUUGGACCAAGACUUCCAGAUCGAGCGGCCGACGCGCUACUACCGACAAGGCCUGAACUUGAUUCAUGGACCUGAAGCUAGCUCGGAUAGCGAAGGCGAAGGGGAGCACGAGCAGCGGCAGCAGCCGCACAUUGCGGUGAACGGGCAUGACGUCACCGGCGAGCCCGUCGCCGUUCCCCCGCGCAAACGGCUCGCGUCUACCGUCGGCUCGAUCAAGAGCUCAAUCUCCAGGGCCCUCUCUCCGAAGAAAAGCCUGCAUAGCCGCAAUAACACAUCUGCAAACAACCUCUCGGCUCCUCGACGGUCAAACGAUACCGGCGGCGCUAGUGUGGAUUCGGCGAGCAGCAUCUCCGGACCACCCACACGCGCCGCGACGCCGAUGCUCGAUCCGUCGACGCAUACGAACCCACUCGCGCUUCAUUCGGACCACGAGCCUGAGCAUGACGAGCACGACGAGCACCCGCAGUCACAUCACCGGAAGCGCAAUUCGAAGGACGUCUCCAAACACGUGUUCUAUGUCGUGAACUCGCAGACGCGGCUGAAGUUGUACGCGAAGAACGAGCGGCAGAUGCUGCAGUGGAUCGCGGCGCUCGAGCGCGUCGCGCGGGAGAGCCACUACACGGGCAAGAAUCGGUUCGACAGCUUCGCGCCGAUCCGCUUGAACGUCGCUGCGCAGUGGCUAGUCGAUGGGCGCGACUACUUUUGGAACCUGUCGAGGGCGAUCUUGCUCGCGCGGGAGAGCAUCCAGAUUCAUGACUGGUGGCUCUCUCCGGAGCUGUUGAUGCGAAGACCAGGCAAGGACCGGUAUCGUCUUGACCGAUUGCUGGAGAAGAAGGCGAAGGAGGGCGUGAAGAUCUACGUUAUCCUCUACCAGGAGGUCUCUAGCCGUACCACGCCCACGGACAGCAACUACGCGAAGCAGCGCUUAGCAUCCCUUCAUCCAAACAUUAUGGUCCAGCGAUCGCCUUCCCACUUCCAGACUGGCACCUUCUACUGGGCGCAUCACGAGAAGCUUUGCGUCAUUGAUCAAGCUAUAGCCUUCAUGGGUGGUCUUGACCACUGCUUUGGAAGAUGGGAUACGCCUCAGCAUGUACUUAUUGACGACCCUGACGACGAGAGCGAGCAGAUCUGGCCGGGCAAGGAUUACAGCAACCCCCGUAUAUCUGAUUUCCACACGCUCAACAAGCCUUUUGAGGACAUGUACGAGCGCGCCAAGGUGCCUCGCAUGCCAUGGCAUGAUGUUUCGAUGCAGAUCGUUGGCCAACCCGCGCGCGAUCUAGCACGUCAUUUCGUUCAGCGGUGGAACCACCUCCUUCGUAUCAAAAACCACUCUCGAACGAUGCCAUUCCUUCUACCACCGCCCGAGUUCAAGCCCGGUGAACUGGCAGAUAUGGGUCUUACAGGGACUUGCGAGCUACAGAUCUGUCGAUCAGCCGGCCCGUGGUCACUAGGCACGCCGGACCGCGUCGAGCAUUCCAUUCAGAACGCGUACCUUAAGGCGAUCCAGCUCUCGGAGCACUUUGUGUACAUCGAGAACCAGUUCUUCAUCACCUCGACCGUCGUGAAUGAGGUCAAGAUUGAGAAUCGGAUCGGCGAUGCUAUCGUUCAGCGAGCAAUCCGCGCUCAUCGCGAGGGUAUCCCAUGGAAAUGUUGCAUCGUCAUCCCGCUGCUCCCUGGCUUCUCCUUCCCCGUUGACCACAGCGAUGCUAGUGCUAUUCGCAUCAUCAUUGAAUGCCAGAACAGGACUAUCUGCCGUGGACCUAACUCCAUCUUCGCGCGCCUUCGGAAAGAGGGCAUCGAUCCCGAUGACCACGUCACCGUCUUCUCGCUUCGGAGCUGGGGAAAGCUGCGGGACAAUGUCCUCACUACCGAACAGGUCUAUAUUCACGGCAAGGUGUGCAUCGUCGACGACCGCCUCGCCAUCAUCGGCAGCGCGAACAUCAACGAACGCUCCCAGCGCGGUGACCGCGACUCCGAGAUCGCUGCUGUCAUUCGCGAUACAGACAUGAUCGACUGCAACAUGGCUGGAAAGCCGUUCAAGGUCGGGCGAUUCGCGCACACACUGCGUGUGCGGCUCAUGCGCGAGCACCUGGGUGUUGACGUCGAUGCACUGUAUGAGGAGGACCUCAUGGCGUCGUCUCCGACCAAGGAGCCUCACGAGCAGGAACCGUGGGACCCAGAGCACGAGCAGGAGUAUGGUCGUCCAGGCGUCACACGUAUCAAGCAUCACCAGCAGGGACCCAUGAACAAUAUGAUGCACGAUGCUAGUGAGGGUGUGAAGCAGGUCAUGCAUGCGGCUGAGGAGAUUGGGUCCACCAAGGUGACCCGGGGCCUCCGCAGCGUUGGUAUCAAGUCCCACGGGCUCGACGCCUCCGCCGGCGACACGUACCUCGACGAAGAGCGCAAGAUGUACGAGCGAGACGGCGAGAAGGUGCCAGGUUUCGCAAGCUCCGUCGUCCCUACCCUCGAGGAGAAGACCAUCCACGAGCGGCGCCCGAAGCAGCGUGUCUCGGGCACCCCGAUCGAGGAAGCUCUGGACGAAGAGGACCACACAGACUCCCCGGAGAAGAUCGACGGAGACGUGACCCCACGUCCUCCCACUUCGCAAUUGGAGGGUUCGAACGGUGUCGCCGACCCUGGUGUCAAGUCGAAGGAUUUCUUGCCGUCCAAUGGGGCCAAUGGUCAUGUAGAGCAGAACGGCUCUGCGAAGCGGUAUGAACCGCACCAGGCUCGCCUGGAGACUGGCGAGCUAUACGGAGCCCCAGCCGACGCGUCCGUCGACCCGCAGCACGACGACCAACCCCCGCACGCGCGGUCGGGCAAGGUCGACGCGGACGAGGGCGAGGAGCGCGCGCCCGGGACACGCUCAACGUUGCGGAAGCACCUGACCGCGAAGCUCGGUAACAAGCAGUGGCAGCUGCCGACACCGACGCCGGUCGUAGACCCUAACGGGUUCGAGGACCCGGUCUGUGACGCGUUCUGGAAGGACGUCUGGGUCGCCUGCGCCGUGCAUAACACCGAGAUCUACCGCAAGGUGUUCCACGCGAUUCCGGACGACAUCGUCACGACGUGGAAGCAGUACAAGGAGUUUAUCGUCCACCAUGAGCGCCUGAACAAGCCCCUCAAGGACAGCGAUCCGUCGGGCCCGCCCCUGGCUCGCGUACCAUCCGAGGCUGCGGACCAUGAUGCACCUGGGCAACAGAAGGUCUCUGAGCACGCCGCCAGCGCGUCUCAAGAUGCCCUCGCUCGCGAGAAGGAGCAUGCCGACGACGAGGACGCGCGGGACGCGCAUACACCCCUCCCGGACAGCUCAACGCCGGUGCCGGGUCAGCGGGAGAGGGAGAAGGAGAAGCGCGCGCCCGUCCGGGGACCGCAGCCGUUCGACCGGGCGGAGCGCGAGGAGAUGGAGAAUCUCCUGAACGAGCUGCGGGGGCACCUCGUGGUGUACCCCACGCGCUUCUUGGAGGGCGAAGACGUCACGAACAACUUCCUCUUCCCUUCCGACCGAUUGCUGCCCUUGCCCAUUUACGACUAG